This is a messenger RNA of Saimiri boliviensis boliviensis (Bolivian squirrel monkey), 2061 nucleotides long. It is a transcript of the gene CHRNE, whose product is annotated as cholinergic receptor nicotinic epsilon subunit. Gene Ontology annotation, molecular function: transmembrane signaling receptor activity; acetylcholine-gated monoatomic cation-selective channel activity. The record is from RefSeq and is a predicted model, not a curated record. Lineage: Eukaryota; Metazoa; Chordata; Mammalia; Primates; Cebidae. Gene Ontology annotation, cellular component: postsynaptic membrane. Gene Ontology annotation, biological process: monoatomic ion transmembrane transport.
CCUGGCCUGCCUCCUCCAAGCCUGCCAGAGCUCAGAAUAACCCUGAGAACCAGGCAGCAGGAUGGCCGGGCCUCUGCUUGGGGUCCUGCUCCUCUUGGGGCUCCUCGGCAGGGGCGUGGGGAAGAACGAGGAGCUUCGUCUUUAUCACCAUCUCUUUGACAACUAUGACCCAGGAAGCCGGCCGGCGCGGGGGCCUGAGGAUACUGUCACCAUCAGCCUCAAGGUCACCCUGACGAAUCUCAUCUCACUGAAUGAAAAAGAGGAGACUCUCACCACCAGCGUCUGGAUUGGAAUCGAUUGGCAGGAUUACCGACUCAACUACAGCAAGGAUGACUUUGGGGGCAUAGGAACCCUGAGAGUCCCUUCAGAACUCGUAUGGCUGCCAGAGAUUGUGCUGGAGAACAAUAUUGACGGUCAGUUCGGCGUGGCCUACGACGCCAACGUGUUGAUCUACGAGGGCGGCUCCGUGACGUGGUUGCCUCCGGCCAUCUACCGCAGCGUCUGUGCCGUGGAGGUCACCUACUUCCCCUUCGACUGGCAGAACUGCUCGCUCAUUUUCCGCUCCCAGACGUACAAUGCCAAAGAGGUGGAGUUAACCUUUGCCGUAGACGACGAUGGUGAGACCAUCAACAAGAUCGACAUCGACACUGAGGCCUAUACUGAGAACGGUGAGUGGGCCAUCGACUUCUGCCCGGGGAUGAUCCGCCGUCAUGACGUUGGCGCCACCGAUGGCUCAGGGGAGACUGACGUCAUCUACUCGCUUAUCAUCCGACGGAAGCCGCUCUUCUACGUCAUUAACAUUAUCGUGCCCUGCGUGCUCAUCUCGGGCCUGGUGCUGCUCGCCUACUUCCUGCCUGCGCAGGCCGGUGGCCAGAAAUGCACAGUUUCCAUCAACGUCCUGCUCGCCCAGACCGUCUUCUUGUUCCUCAUUGCCCAGAAAAUCCCAGAGACUUCUCUGAGCGUGCCGCUGCUAGGCAGGUUCCUUAUUUUCGUCAUGGUUGUCGCCACACUCAUUGUCAUGAAUUGCGUCAUUGUGCUCAACGUGUCCCUGCGGACGCCCACCACCCACGCCAUGUCCAGGCGUCUGCGCCAUGUUCUACUGGAGCUGCUGCCGCACCUGCUGGGGUCCCCACCGCCGCCGCCCUCCGAGGCCCCUCUGGCCACCUCGCCCCCAAGGCGGGCAUCGUCGGUUGGCUUAUUGCUCCGUGCGGAGGAGCUCAUACUGAAAAAGCCGCGGAGCGAGCUUGUGUUUGAGGGACAGAGGCACCGGCACGGGACCUGGACAGCUGCCUUCUGCCAGAGCCUGGGCGCUGCUGCCCCUGAGGUCCGCUGCUGUGUGGAUGCCGUGAACUUCGUGGCUGAGAGCACGAGAGACCAAGAGGCCACCAGUGAGGAAGUGUCCGACUGGGUGCGCAUGGGGAAUGCCCUUGACAACAUCUGCUUCUGGGCUGCUCUGGUGCUCUUCAGCGUGGGCUCCAGCCUCAUCUUCCUCGGAGCCUACUUCAACCAAGUGCCUGAUCUCCCCUUCCCGCCGUGUAUCCAGCCUUAGUGCACACUGACUUCAACUUCCCACCCAACUCUAGUAGGAAAUGGAUUUUGAAAAAAUCAAUUUCAGAAUCACCACAGCAUUAUGAUCCCUUCCCACUGCUGCCGUGUGCCCAUUCCUUGGCUUGUGUAGAUCUGGCCCCAGUCCAGGGGUCGGCAGGAGAGAAUAACGGUUCAUGAAGGCUCUCGGGUUCCAGUCUUCCAGAAAGCAAGGACUGCCCUUCAUUCAGCCGUGCUGACCUCCCAGCCUUUCUCAGGGGCAGCCCCACGGACGCUGGAGGCUGCCAGCUUUUGAGCUAUCUUUGUUCAGCUCAGCCAAACAGGAGACCCCUUUGCAGGACUUGCACACAGGGAGGCUGGAGCCGGGCAACCCUCUGGAGUGCGUGGAAACCAAACACCCUCAGUGCUGGUGGCCCUCAGGCUCACAGGUUUAGGGCUGAGGCUGCCCUGGCCCUCCUGCAGUCAGUCAUUUUUUCUAGGUUUUCUUGGCCCAGCACUGCUCAUGCUACCCCCUUG